AUGAUUGAUCAUAAACAAAAUAAAGAUGACAUCAAUCGUGUGUUCCAAAACAAUGAAUUUUAGAUUCUUUACAAUAGCUGUCUUAAUAGAGAAAAUAUUUGCGAAACUGUUUCAUAUAUCACUUAUAAUUUAAUGAUAAAGCUAAAUCUAGUUGGAAUUGUAGAAAAGACAUUCAAAAAAAUACAGAAGAAACAAUUAUAUUAAAAUCUGUUCAAUACAUAAUUAUGGACAGAUUGGACUGUACUAUAGGGAAUUUUAAAGUUAUCACUUUGUUUCACGUAUAUAUGUAACUAUCGAGAAGUUGAGAAACGUGUCUUUCCACUUUAUACUAAACUAUUUUACCGGAUAAGAUUCUUUCUGUCAAAUUGUAAUUGAAAAAAUACAUGACAAUAAAAGAUACUCCAUGCAAAACAGUGACGAAACGUAUCGAUUCAAUUAUUUUUUUUAACUUAUUUUGAACACUUUAGUCUUGUUACUUUCGUCAAUAUAUUGUUAAUAUAUAGCAAUACAAGCAAUGUCAAACGAAUUUGAAAAAAAUGAUGAUCUAUCAUCAUUUACGAAUCUUUCAUAUAUGAAAAAUGAGAAGAAUUUAACAUUCUUCUCAAGUAUUGACGAAGCUACAAAAGAAUGGCUCAAAUCUUUGGAACAAAUAUGGCAAAUAUGGAAAAAGGGUGAUAUUGUAAACAACACGCUGAUUGAGUAUUUUGAAAGUGCACCUGAUCCGUAUUUAAGCACAAUCCGAUUAUUAGUGAAUACUUCAGACUUUAAACAUAUAAAAAAGAAUUCAUCGUUGGCAUUUACAGUCAUAGAAGAAUUUGCAAACUGGUUAAAAUCAAAGAACUCGAUAUACAAACAUUUCUUAGAUCUAGAUUUAAAGUUAGCAACAUUUCGAUUAGUCAUUCAACAAAAUAAUAUUGAAUUUAUUAAAAUGGUUGCGACUACGUAUGAAUUCAUAGAUCACAAAGAAGAAUUUUUUAACAUAAUAAAGGAAAUCAUUAAAGAAAAAAAAUACAAAGAAGCAGCACAAUAUGCAGUUAUAUUGCAAUUGCAAGAUCAAUUUCCAAAUCCAGAAACUUUACUGCUACCACUUAUUCUACAAAAUAAGUUAACAGUUGUUGAAGAAUUUUUAGGAAAUUGUCCUAUUUUGCAGAAAACCUUAGUCUUGUAUUUGGAUAAUCUAAUUGCACCUGAUAAUAGCAUGCAUACCUUUUUAAAUGAAAUAAUUACAAAAAAUAACAUACCGGAUGUAAAGAUGCCAAUAAUAAAUACUAAGCCAAUGACUAAAUUAAUAGCUCGUCUUAUCAAAUUAUAUAAUCUUCCACCAGAACUUUGUUCAAAUUUAAAUAAAAAGAGAUGCGAAGGUGUUUUACAAUUCCUCGUACAUAAACGUUAUGUGGAAUCUAGUUUAAGUAUUGCUAGUUGGAGAGAAAUGGUGCAAGAUGCAGUAGGAAAUGAUCAUACAUUGCAACUUGCUAUUAUAAGAAUGAUAAUUAAUGUCAAAGACACAGCUGAAGCUUUAUACUGGGCUAAAAAAUUUGAUGUGCCUCGAGAAAAAUGGCCACGGGCAAUCUUAUAUGAAGGAAAGGAACAAAAUGAAUAUGAAGCUGUAAAUGAAGGCGCUUCAACUAGCAAGAUAAACGAUUGGGAAAUUGACAAUGAUCUCGUAAAUUACCAUGAAUUGAAAUUAUCAAGAGAUUCUAUUAAAGUAGUAAAUGAUUUUGAUAGUUUUAGGGAGUUUCUUGAUAAUGGAUUAGUAAAUGUUUUUAUUGUUGGUAUUGAUUCAGAAUGGAAACCAUGUUUUGGUACAAAACAAACAGAAUUAGCUUUAAUACAAAUAGCUACCAAAGUUAAUGUAUACAUCUUAGAUGUAACUACAAUGGGAAACAAGCUAACAGAAUUAUGGGCUGAAUUAGCCUCAGACCUCUUUGAAAACAAGAAUAUUUUAAAACUCGGAUUUGGAAUAGCACAAGAUAUGACAGUUAUCCGCAAUAGUUUGGCUGCAUUAUCAAAAAUAAAAACACACGGACAAGCUUAUCUAGAUAUUGUAAAUUUAUGGAAAAAAUUGGUGGAAGAUUACAAAUUUGUUUUUCCACAUGAAAGCAAUGAACAGUUCACCAAAAAAAAUUUGAGUAAACUUGUAGAGCUUUGUCUUGGGCGAAAACUAAAUAAAUCUGAUCAAUUUUCUAAUUGGGAGCAAAGACCAUUAAGAGAAAGUCAAAUAAUAUAUGCUGCAUUAGAUGCAUAUUGUUUACUAGAAAUAUAUACAGCAUUGGAAAUCCAGUGUGAACAUUUGGGCAUACCAUUUUAUGAUGUGUGUUUGGAAGUGCAACAUAUCCCAUAUCAAUCCCCAGAAAAAAAUAUAAGAAAGCCUGCACAAAAGCACUAUUUCGUUAAAAAGAAUAUCAGUUAUGAUAAACAACAAAAUUUUCAAAGAUAUUCGGAACAAGAAAGAAUAAAAUGUAAUUCUCAGAAACCAAAUUAUCAAAUUUAUCAAUCUUUUGAUAAGCCAAGGUCCACGGAUUUCAAUAAAUUACAUUAUGCAAAUAUGCCAAAAAAUGUAAAACAAGCAAAUUAUGAAAGUCAAACACAAAAAAAUUCCCAAGUAGUUAAAUAUAAAUUCAUACCAGCGCAUCAGUGGCGUGUAGUUUGUGAUUCAAUGUUAGGUGGAUUGACAAACAAAUUGCGAAUGUGUGGAUGCGAUUGCGCUCAUUUUACAUUUGAUCAGGAAGGAGAACGAUCUGCUCAACUAGCAAUGCGCGAAAAAAGAGUGCUUUUGACUCGUAAUAAAGGAUAUUUAAGAUUUUUACAAUAUAUUCCAUCUGAAGAUUGUUAUCUAGUAUUGAACGAUACUCCCAAUGAUCAGUUACGAGAGGUAUUAAACUAUUUCAAAAUUAGAGUUACAGAAAGAGACAUAUUUAGUCGAUGCCAGGACUGUAACAGUGACGAAUUCGCAAAAGUUCCAAAAUUAUUAAUGGAUAAACUUUUAAAAAGCUAUGUCAAAAUAACACGUAAAAAUAAUUAUAGUAUUACUUCAAAUUCAUCAGAUUGUGUAGACACUACAUAUCACUCAAAUGUAGCAACAAAUUCAAAUAAUGAUUUACAACAUAAUACUCGUGUAAAUGAGUUACAGCAUGACGAUCGUACAUGGAUACUUAGUACAAAAUCUAUAAAUGUUGACACAUGUUUAACGAAAUAUAAAACAAGAAUACAAAUUGAUAAAGUACCAAUAAAAAUGCUGCAAAAUAUACAAAAUUUUUAUGUUUGUGAACAUUGUGGAAAGAUAUAUUGGAAUGGAACACAUUUAGAACGUGCACUUAAUGGUGUUAUUAAGGAUCUUAUUUAUCAUAUGUGACUUUUAAUUAUCAUCACUUGUGAUAUAGUGUUUAAAGCAGUACUCAGACUUUGAAAGUAUAAAUCAAAAGUGUCUUUAUUUAUGUGAGUCAUCUACUGUUCCUAUAAUGUGGAAUUAAAAACAAAAAUACGUUUAGUUUACUGUAUAUAUUUUAAGAAAUAUUUCGAUAUUCUUGAAAAUCUAUAUAAUCUUAAAGUUAUUUUUUUUCUUCUCUUUUAUUUUUUUUGUUACUGAAAAACUAUUUUUUGUUACUGAUAAUUUAUAAAUAAACUGAAUGUUUAAUGAUUUUUGAAAAUAUUUUACAUACAUACAUACAUUUCAUAUUUGUUUUCAUUAUUUAUAAAAAAUAAUGUACUGUAAACAGUGAAAACAUAAUAAAAGUAUUUCCCUCGUAUUCAUUUCUUUAAAUAUCUAUUCUUUCUUUAUAUUCAAUUUCUAAACAUUUGAUUUCUUAAAUAAUGACACUAUUCUUUGUUUACUGAUGACAUAAGUCUUAUAUCUAAUAGUUAUGUUAUAUAGUAUAAUAAUGUUUUCCUAUAGAUAACAAGAUAUUAAAUAAUAAAAAAGAAUCUUUUAUAUUAAGAAGUUAAUAUUGUAAUUUAUUUUAAGUUUUCCAUGUUUCUUUUUUAUUAUUAUUUAUUCUUUAUAAAGUUAAAUAUUACAUUAUGUUACACAAAUGAAUUGUUAUUACAGAAAUUGAUAUAAUAAAAUUUACAAUAAAAACAUUUUGUUUUACUGUUAUUAGUACUAUACAGAUAUUUUGCAAACUGUGCUAUAUAUAUUAUCAAUGUUUAUUUAUUCUAUGCCUGAAUUAUAUUCUUGCAAUUCUAUAAUAUCUUUUUUCCCAAAAGGAGGAGGUCCGAUUAAUGCUUCUAUUUCCUUAUAUGUUAAGGUUUCUUUUUUUAGAAGUGCUUCAGCCAACUAUAA
This is a messenger RNA of Heterotrigona itama, 4279 nucleotides long. The record is from the annotation of a GenBank genome assembly. Lineage: Eukaryota; Metazoa; Arthropoda; Insecta; Hymenoptera; Apidae.